CAAAUCUCAAAAGAAUCCAACCUGAACCCAAGAUAUUGAAUUGAUUACUGGCUUGAUUACCCUCCUCCUGUUCAUUCCCGAUUACUGCUCGCCAUCCGAUUGAGUGAAAAAUAAACUAAACAAUAGAAUACAACUAGAUAUACACACACGAACAUGCCCGGUUUAAGUUUUGAUAACUACCAAAGAAACCAUUUUUUGACCACCAAGGGAUUUGGUGCCCCCACCGCUACUUCCACCGGUACUACCAUUGUGGGAUGUAAGUUCAAAGGAGGGGUUGUCAUUGCCGCCGACACAAGAGCCACUGCUGGCCCCAUUGUGGCCGACAAGAACUGUGAAAAGCUUCAUAGACUCGCCCCCAAGAUCUGGUGUGCUGGUGCAGGUACCGCCGCUGAUACAGAAAUGGUCACACAACUCAUAGCGUCCAAUUUGGAACUUCAUUCUCUUUCGCAGAACCGUCAACCAAGAGUCAUCACCGCCUUGACCUUGUUGAAGCAACACUUGUUCAAAUAUCAAGGACAUUUGGGUGCAUACCUUAUUGUUGCUGGUACUGACCCCACUGGAGCCCAUCUUUUGUCUGUGCAAGCACAUGGUUCCACCGACAUUGGCCAAUACCAAUCGUUGGGUUCUGGUUCUCUUGCAGCCAUGGCUGUGUUGGAAAGUCAUUGGGUGCCUGACAUGACCAAGGAGGAAGCCAUGAAGCUUUGUGCUGAUGCCAUUGAACUGGGUAUUUGGAACGAUUUAGGAUCUGGUUCCAAUGUUGACUUGUGUGUCAUGGAAGUUGGUAAGGAUGCUGAAUUAUACAGAAACUACUUGACUCCUAACGUGAGAGCUGAAAAGGCUAGAUCUUAUAAGUUUGCCAGAGGAACCACUGGGGUUUUACGUGAAAGUGUACGUGAUAUAUUGCAUGUCGAAGAAACAGUGAUAACUUUUGCUGAUCAAAUGGAAGUUGAUGCUUAGAACGAAUGA
Messenger RNA from [Candida] anglica, 966 nucleotides. The record is from the annotation of a GenBank genome assembly. NCBI's taxonomy places the organism in Eukaryota, Fungi, Ascomycota, Pichiomycetes, Serinales, Debaryomycetaceae.